This is a messenger RNA of Trypanosoma rangeli, 3183 nucleotides long. Its product is annotated as ATP-dependent RNA helicase DHX8. The coding region runs from base 1 to 3183 and encodes 1060 amino acids. NCBI's taxonomy places the organism in Eukaryota, Euglenozoa, Kinetoplastea, Trypanosomatida, Trypanosomatidae. The record is from RefSeq and is a predicted model, not a curated record. The transcript has a single exon. Gene Ontology annotation, molecular function: RNA binding; ATP binding. Gene Ontology annotation, biological process: spliceosomal complex disassembly. Gene Ontology annotation, cellular component: catalytic step 2 spliceosome; intracellular anatomical structure.
AUGGGCGGGCCCAAGAUGCAGGAGGAUCAGUCCCUGCUGCAGCAGAUGCAGCUGAUAUACAUUAAGAACGAGUUGUACCGCCAGUUGGAGCACCUGCUUGGGCGUCCGGAGAGCGUGGAGCAGGCGGAGGGGUACUACGACGAUGUAGAGGAGUUGGUGGCACUCUUUUUGCGCGAGAGCAGCGGCAGCGGCGACACCGAGGGCGGGGAAGAGGCGCUUCUCGUGGCGCUCAAUACCGCCAUUAACGGUGCCGAGGAGGAUGAACCCGCCAUUCCAUUGGAACAGCUGCGGGGUCUGGUGCGGAUUAUGCAGACGAACCUGCGGGGUGUCGACUGGCCUAAGUGCCUCGAGGCUGGUGCUCUCGCGAUUGCGGAGAAGGAGCGGAACGAGGCAGAGGCGGCGCUGCGGCGUAACUUGUUGCAGCAGGAGGAGGAUGCGGCGGCGCAGCGGGUCGGGGAAGGACGGCGGACGCUUGCGAGCCUCACGACUGACCCUGCGGAGCGUCGAGCGGCGAUGAAGGUGCGGGCAGAGGAGAAGAUGCAGCUGGCGCAGCUGGUGCGCACCGGCCUUCUUGACGAGUCGGAGCUGCUCCAGCUGCGCACCGACGAGGAGGAGGUGGAGCAGGUGGAGCUGAACGAGGAGGAGGCGCCGUUUCUGCGCGGGUUGGUACGUCACCGCCCCGUCAACUACCGUGCCCUUCUGCCAUCGGAGCAGCUGAUGCGGGCGAGUACCCCAGCGCAGCGGGAGGCGAUUAUCGCGCGACGGGCCGUACAGCAGGCAAACGCCGAUGAAAUAGAAACAAAUAGCAUGAAGCGUGCGGCCAUGUCGCAACAGUUGCGCAACAAGGACAGACAGAUUCUCCGGGCAAAAGAGAGGCGCCUGCAGCGGUUGACGGAGCAGACGCGCGGCGGCAUGGAUGACGGCUUUGCGCCCCACAACAGGGGCGCCCACGAUGGGGCUUGGGGGGAGGACGAGGGGGACGGGGAGGCCAGAGCCGAUGACCGGUACAACGGCGGCAGCGACCUCCUCAACCACGAGCUGCUGGAGCGGCCGGAGGAUCUUGCGGGUGGAUUUCGCUCCGCGCGAGAUUUACCUUCGCGACUGCCGCCGUGGAUGAAGCACAGUUUUGGCGAGAAACCCCGCUUUGGCCCCACGUUUACCUCGCAGAGUCUUACGGAGCAGCGUGAGUCGCUGCCCAUUUUUGCCUAUCGUGAUCGGAUUCUCCAGCACGUGGAUGGCCACAACGUGACGGUGUUGGUGGGGGAAACCGGCAGCGGCAAGACGACUCAGAUCCCGCAGUAUCUCGCAGAGCACGGCUACAAUAAGUAUGGGGUUAUAUGCUGCACACAGCCCCGACGUGUGGCGGCGGAGACGCUUGCCAUUCGUGUGGCGGAGGAGUACGGCUGCCGCCUGGGUGAGGAGGUGGGCUACACCGUCCGCUUUCGCGACGUCACCUCCUCGCUGACAAAGAUUAAGUACAUGACGGAUGGCAUGCUGCUGCGGGAGGCCCUCCUUGACGACACCUUUCAGCGCUACAGCGUCAUCAUCCUCGACGAGGCACACGAGCGGUCAGUGAACACGGAUUUGCUGUUUGCCAUAGUCCGCAAUGCGACACACAGGCGGCCAACGCUGAAGGUGAUCGUUACCUCCGCCACGCUCGAGCGAGAGAAGUUCUGCAACUACUUCAACGUCGCGGACGUCUUCUUCAUUGAGGGCCGCACCUUCCCUGUGGAGGUGAACUUCCUCCGAGAGCCGACCGAGGACUACCUUGACUGCGCCCUCCGGACCGUGAUGAAGCUGCACCUAGAGGAACCACCGGGUGACGUCUUGGUGUUUCUGACGGGGCAGGAGGAGAUUGAGCUGGGCGGCGAGCGACUUUUUCGCUGGAUGGAUAAGAUGCAUGAGCUCAGCGAUAGGCCGGUGCCAGACAUGCUUGUGCUGCCUCUUACCGCCUCGCUGCCGCAGGAGGUGCAGUCCCGCGUCUUUGAGGCCACACCCCCGCGCUGCCGGAAGGUUGUGCUGGCCACCAACGUGGCGGAGACUUCCAUCACCAUUAGCAACCUGUACUUUGUGGUGGACAGUGGCUUCUGUAAGCAGAACGUCUUUGACCCCAAAACAGGCGUGGAACAGCUGAAGAUCGUACCCAUUUCACAGGCGCAGGCACAGCAGCGGGCCGGGCGUGCGGGGCGCAUUGGUCCCGGGAAGUGCUUCCGCAUGUACACCGAGCCACAGUUCCAGAUGGACAUGGAGCCUGCCACCGUGCCAGACAUUCAGCGGUCCAAUUUGUUUAACGUGGUGUUGCAAUUGAAGGCCAUGGGCAUUAAUGAUCUCUUUGCACUUGACUUAAUGGAUCCACCACCGCAAGAGACGCUUGUGUCAGCGCUGCAGAAGCUGCGCUACCUUGAAGCUCUCGAUGACGAUGGAUUACUCACACCCCUGGGUGGUCGCAUGGCACAACUCCCUAUUGAUCCCUCACAGAGCAAGACGCUGCUGACGGCUGUAGACAUGGGAUGCUGCGAGCCCGUGCUGACAAUAGUCUCGAUGCUUUCUGUGCAGAAGCGUGGGGUGUUCUACCGACCACGCGACCAGCACGAGGCGGCUGACGCGGCGAAGCGGCAGUUUCACCAACCUGAGGGAGAUCAGAUUACGCUGCUCGCCGUGUACGACGCGUGGGUGGCAAAUGGCCUGAAUGAGGAGUGGUGCAAGCGCAACUUCCUAAAACACCGGAUACUGGUGGAGGCCCGUGACACACGGGAACAGUUAAGCGAUAUGCUACGCAAGCGUCAUGCGUCGAUUCCGCACCACAACGACGACGCACUCACCGAGGUGCGGCGAGCAAUCACCGCCGGUCAUUUUUUUAAUGCGGCCAAGCGUAUCACAGAUGUGGCAUAUGCCACACUGGCGGAGCGGCGUGAGGUGUACGUGCAUCCAUCGUCAUGCCUGCGGGAUGCACCGCCGAAGUACGUUUUGUACAACGAGCUGCAGUUGACGAAUCGGGAGUACAUGCGGGAGCUGCUGGUGAUUGAGCCUCAGUGGCUGGUUGAGCUCGCCCCGGCCUUCUACAGCAGGCCGCGAAAAGGGCAGUUGACUAAGGAGCAGCGGGCGGAGCGUCUCAACCCAAUCUUGCGCGCCUGGGAAAGUGGGAGCUCGUGGAGGAUCUCAAAGCAACGUCGCCGAAAGUGA